GGGCAGAUACAUGCGAAACUCAUUUUAAACAGUCCACAAUCGAUGCUGCGCUCACCUGCUUAGUUAGUUCCGCUGAGACCAACGCAGCACCUCAAAACUCAUGUCUUAUGUCAAAACUGUACCAGCCCUUACUCGGGCAGGCGUGGAUAUAAACGUCAGAAGACUGAAUACCCUUUCUAACCGAAGAGCACAGUCCACUGUCGCCUCAACUCAGGCAGACCAGGAUGUCACCAACAGAGAGUCCUACUCUUCAAGGAAAAGCAGAAAUGCUUCCUCCUCUCCAAAGAUCUCUAUUGACUUUGAGCUGACACAGGAAGCAUACAAGAGUAAAGACAAUUUAGAACUGCUCAGAAGUUUGGUGGUUUUCAAACUGUGCUCCUAUGACCUUUUGGUUGAUAAGAACAAGGAGCUGAUGGAUAUCAGUAAGUUCGUACUGGGGAAGAAGGCAUUUGAGCAGUUUAUGAAGAUGACAUUCUAUGGCCAGUUUGUGGCGGGAGAGGACCACAAGUCCAUCAAGUCUCUGAUUCAAAAGAACAGGGCCUUCGGAGUGGGCUCUGUCCUGGACUACAGUGUAGAGGAGGACCUCACACAAGAAGAUGCAGUGACUAAAGAGAUGGACUCAUGUGUGUCUGCUACAGAGAAAGAAGGCAUGAGCAUGGACCACAGAGAAAAGCAGUAUAAGGCUCACCAACAGUUUGGGGACCGUCGAGGGGGAGUGACCGGCGCCAGGACAUACUUCUACUCUGAUGAGGCCAAAUGUGACCAACACAUGGAGACCUUCCUAAAGUGUAUCAAAGCAUCUGGUGGGAGCUCAGUGGAUGGCUUCUCUGCCAUCAAGAUGACUGCACUGGGACGACCUCAGUUCCUGCUCAAGUUCUCGGAGGUGCUGGUGAAAUGGAAGCGUUUCUUCAGCUUCCUGGCGGCACAGCAGGGGAGAGAUGGCAUGGAGGCUCUGGAGCAGAGGCUAGAGCUGCAGCCACUACAGGAGUUUAUGACCACGCUGGGGGCCACAGGUGACUUCCAUGGCUGGUUCACUGGAGAGAAACAAGGAUCAGGAACCAUUGACAGGCUGGACUGGAACAGCCUGAUCGACGACAGAAUAAAGAUAUCAGAUCUGCUGGUUGUCCCAAAUUUAGAGACUGGUCAGCUGGAGCCCCUGCUCAAUAAGUUCACAGAGGAGGAGGAGAAACAGAUGAAGAGGAUGCUCCAGAGGCUGGACGUACUUGCCAAUCAUGCAGAGGAGCACAGUGUUCGUCUGAUGGUGGAUGCAGAGCAGACCUACUUCCAGCCCGCCAUCAGCACACUGACUGUGGAGAUGCAGAGGAUCUACAAUAGAGGGAAACCUGUCAUCUUCAACACCUACCAGUGCUACCUCAAGGAGGCCUAUGAUAUCGUGACCAUGGAUGUUGAGUUGUCUAGGCGUGAGGGAUGGUUUUUUGGGGCCAAGCUGGUGCGUGGGGCUUAUAUGUACCAGGAGAGGAGCAGAGCGGAGGAGAUCGGAUACGAGGACCCCAUCAACCCUGACUAUGAGACCACUAACAUGAUGUACCACAAGUGUCUAGACUACAUCCUCGAUGAGAUUGUACUGAACAGAAAUGCCAAUGUCAUGGUUGCUUCUCACAAUGAGGACACAGUGAAGCACACCCUCAGGAGGAUGAAUGAGUUGGGCCUGACUCCCACGGAGAACAAGGUGUACUUUGGACAGCUGCUGGGCAUGUGCGACCAAAUCAGCUUCCCAUUGGGCCAGGCAGGUUUCCCGGUCUAUAAAUAUGUUCCAUACGGGCCGGUGAAUGAGGUGAUACCGUACUUAUCCCGUCGUGCCCAGGAGAACAGGGGCUUCAUGAAGGGUUCCCAGAGGGAGAGGGAGAUGCUGUGGAAGGAGCUAAAACGCAGGCUGGCCUCGGGACAAGUCUUCUACAGACCUCAGCCUGAACCGGGUCUAUGAAAUCACAGCUAGCUAGCUGUCUGUCUGUGCUGUGUCAUGACGUUGGCCUCUUUGAGUAUAUCAACCCCAUCCCCUCUCCCUGCCACCCCCCUUGCCUCCUUCAACUAGGCUGCUGUGGUCAGAGGUCGUAAAUUCCUGAGAAGACCUCAUGGAGAGUAGUCUCUCAUUAUAGAGAGUAGUCUUUCAUGGAGACAAAGGAAAUCCUUCCUCCUCACAGAACUUGAGGUACGAACAAAUUUCAUGUUCUGGAGAAAGUGUAAAAGAUCGGUGAAGAAUCCAGCUACGAACUGGUCCGUUUGUCACAA
Molecule: messenger RNA, 2250 nt
Organism: Oncorhynchus mykiss (rainbow trout)
Lineage: Eukaryota; Metazoa; Chordata; Actinopteri; Salmoniformes; Salmonidae
Gene: prodhb
Product: proline dehydrogenase (oxidase) 1b
Cellular component (GO): mitochondrion
Molecular function (GO): proline dehydrogenase activity; FAD binding
Source: RefSeq, a predicted model, not a curated record